UCAAGUGCACUGAAGUUCAAUCUUUACACCUGACACAUGGCAUUUAAUCAUUGAACAACACAGUCAAUCAGCUCCGGACUGAGACGAAAGUUGUCACAGAUUUUAACGCUGUACCUUGGACGCUCUUAUCUUCUGAACAUCCGAUUGUUGUCACAGCCCACGAAGAUUUCCAGGCAGAGAAGAAACUAGAGGCACAAGCAUGGGAGAGUGGGGCUUUCUCUCCAAGCUGCUGGACAAAGUGCAGUCUCACUCCACGGUUGUUGGGAAGGUGUGGCUCACUGUCCUCUUUGUCUUCAGGAUCAUGGUUCUCGGGGCCGGGGCCGAAAAGGUGUGGAGCGAUGAACAAUCAAAAAUGAUCUGCAACACUAAGCAGCCGGGUUGUACGAACGUGUGCUACGAUCACACCUUUCCAAUCUCCCACGUUCGCUUCUGGGUCCUUCAGAUCAUCUUUGUAUCCACGCCGACACUGCUAUACUUCGGACACGUUGUGCACAUCCUCCACAAAGAAAAGAAACUGAUAAAGCAGAUUGAAAGCUAUACUGAAAAGCAAGGCAUCAAACAACCCAAAUACACUGACGAUCAUGGCAAAGUUAUAAUCAAGGGCCAAUUGUUAGGUAGUUACCUAGUCAGCCUGUUUGUUAAGAUCUUGCUGGAAGCUGCGUUUAUUGUAGGCCAGUACUAUAUUUACGGUUUUAUAAUGAUCCCUAAGAUAGAAUGCUCCCAAUCUCCUUGCCCUCAUACGGUUGAGUGUUACAUGUCUCGUCCCACAGAGAAAACCAUCUUUAUCAUCUUCAUGCUGGUGGUGGCGUGUAUCUCUCUGCUUUUGAACGUGAUUGAGAUGUUCUACCUGAUAUACCGCAGGUCAAAAAGACAUCGUGGCACAAAGAUGACCGCAUUCCCGCAAGGUUUAAACGGAUCCAAGGUGUAUAGCUCAACUUAAGGGUGAAAAGAUUGUUUGGUGUUGUAAGCUUGUACAUAGAUAAAUGAGGCUGAAUCUUGGUAUUAAAAUUAAUGUCAUUUUGUGAUCAAUUUGUUUUGCACAGUUUUUGUUUUGCUGUGAAAUGAGCACAUGUAUUUUGAACAAUGUUUGCACCAAAAUGAAUGUUGGUGCAUGGUGCCAUAGGACAGGUAAUUUUAUAUGGACUAUAUUUAACUUCUAACCUUUGUUAAGGUAAUGACGUGUCAUAUAACCUAUCACUUAUCUUAUAACAUUUUUGUGAUGCUCUACUUGGAUCUGACAACAGAAUUGUCAUAAAAUGGCAUUACACUUAGAUAAUAGUUCAGUAUGUAACAGACUGCAGUUUCAUAUUCAGUGUUGGGGAAAGUUACUUUUAAAAGCAAUGCAUUACAAUACUGUGUUACUCCAUAAAAAAGUAACUAAUUCCGUUACUUAGUUACCUUUUAUGGAAAGUAAUACAUUACUUUUGUUUUACUUUUUCUCACCUUGGCUGAGCUUGCUUUUUUGUUUUUUAAUAACAACAAAAAGUUCUAUUUUCUAUUAAAUGUGAAAUUAAUUAACUUCAGGCUGAUCACAAAUGUGAUGUUUAUCUAAAGUCAUUUUUGCUUAUAAGUAUUGUUGAACUGGAUCAUCGAAAGGUCAGCAGCAAAGACAUUGCAAUAAAGUGAGAUUAAAUCCAUAAAGUA
Messenger RNA from Ctenopharyngodon idella (grass carp), 1644 nucleotides. It is a transcript of the gene gja12.1, whose product is annotated as gap junction protein, alpha 12.1. Gene Ontology annotation, cellular component: connexin complex. The record is from RefSeq and is a predicted model, not a curated record. NCBI's taxonomy places the organism in Eukaryota, Metazoa, Chordata, Actinopteri, Cypriniformes, Xenocyprididae. The coding region runs from base 200 to 940 and encodes 246 amino acids. The transcript has 3 exons. Gene Ontology annotation, biological process: cell communication.